Molecule: messenger RNA, 3423 nt
Organism: Malassezia vespertilionis
Lineage: Eukaryota; Fungi; Basidiomycota; Malasseziomycetes; Malasseziales; Malasseziaceae
Gene: SPO14
Product: phospholipase D
Exons: 2
Coding region: 1-3423 (1140 amino acids)
Biological process (GO): cell motility; intracellular signal transduction; phosphatidic acid biosynthetic process
Molecular function (GO): phosphatidylinositol binding; D-type glycerophospholipase activity
Source: RefSeq, a predicted model, not a curated record
AUGGCCGAUACUGCAGCGCCGCCGCCGCAAAUGCUGCCCGUAGUUAUCCCUGUGGAUACGAUCGAUGAUAUAGGUCGCAACGCACUUCCCAAUAGAGAUGCACCGCCGUCCACCACUGCGGCGCCGACAGCGACGACGCAAGAUCCGAUUUCGUCUCAGUUGCCCGCGGCCCCGGGAAGGCAGCAAGAAGAGAACCAAGGCGUUUCGAACGAACCUGGGAAUAAGCCACGACCGCGUUUCCAGAAUUUCAUGCGUCUUCGUGGCCAGCGGUCCGAGCAGAAUCGGCAGCGCGCGCCGGUCAGUGUGGUGGACCAGCUGCAGUUUGGUAUGCUUCCUGUAGCCAUGGUCAAAAUGCAGCUCGAGCGCGACGAGCACAACGACCCACCGAUUCCUAUCCUGGGCCAGGAACUAAGCGCAAAGAUUACGCAUACAGUGCACACGGGCAAUACAGGCCACACACUGUACCGUAUCGAGCUAGACUAUGCGUUUGGGAUGAUCCGUUGGGCGAUCUACCGCGAAGUACGUGACUUUCUCGCCUUGCACACCUACCUGCGCACGCAGAGCGUCCGCGGCUACCUUAACAAGACCACCACACGAGGGAACACGGACGGCGAAGAAGGCUUGCCGCGUUUUCCACGCGCCUUGUUGGUAGGUCUUCUCUCCAUCCAGCACAUGCCGAAAUGGCUUUCGCAGCGUCCCGAGGACGAGAAAGAAGACGCAUUGUCGGAUCGCGAGGCGCGCGAGGCGCUAGAGUUGUACCUGAACCGCUUGGUUCGCCGCGUUGCCUUCACUGCCCAGGUGAAUCGGGUGUGUUUGUUCCUGGAAUUCAGUGUGAUGUCUUUGCAGAUGGCAUGUAUCCAAGGCGAGUUGGGCAAGCAGGGCUACCUUAAGAUCAAGUCGCGCUCGUCGCCCCACUCUAUCAUGAAAUUCGGAACGCGCGAGCGGAUUCCCAGAUGGUUCAUCGUGCGCGAGAGCUGCAUUGUGGUGAUGGAGCAGGCCGCGAGCCUGAAUAUUCACGACGUGUUCCUCAUGGACCAGGAAUUCGAGCUUGUCCAAGGCCGGCAUCUCCAGCCCCACGUCGUCGAAUACAGCAACGACGAAAUUCGAUUCGUGGAGAAAAGCGGCGAUAAAAACAAGUCCAGGGUGCGCACAGGCGCGACGGCGCACCACUACUUUAAGCGGCACAAUUUCUACGUGAAGAAUGCAGAGCGCAAGAUGAAGCUCGGGGCAAAGAGCGAGCGCGAAAUGGAGCAGUUUCUCAUGUCCAUAAAAUGGGUUGCAGCGCGCAACCAGUAUGGGCAGCCGAACCGCUUCGGCAGCUUUGCGCCGAUUCGAUGCAAGGCUAACGCGCAGUGGCUCGUCGAUGGGCGUGACUAUUUCUGGGCACUGUCGGAGGCGAUAAGCAAUGCGCGCGAGCGUAUCUAUAUCCACGACUGGUGGCUCUCCCCUGAGCUCUAUCUCCGGCGCCCUGGCACGCUCGAAUGGCGCCUGGACCAUUUGCUCAAGCGCAAGGCCGAGGAAGGAGUGCACAUUUACAUUGUUCUUUAUAACGAAGUGGCGAACCAAUUUACGCCCACAGACUCGGGCUACUCCAAGCAGCACCUCAUGGCGCUGCACUCCAACAUCUUUGUGCAGCGCUCGCCGAAUCACUUCCAGAUGGGCACCUUCUACUGGGCGCACCACGAAAAGGUGUGCAUCGUGGACGAAAUGGUCGCAUUUAUGGGCGGAUUUGACCUGUGCUUUGGCCGCUGGGACACGCCCUCCCAUGCGCUCGUCGACGAUCCGUACAUGGAGCACCCCGAGGGCCUGAGCCUCACGCCUGGCUUCCUUGGCCCCACGCUCGAUGGAAAGCACGAGGCGCAAGUGUGGCCAGGCCAGGAUUAUGCGAACGAGCGCGUGGCCGAAUGGCACACGCUGAAUAAACCUGAGCAGGACGUGAUCAAUCGAGAACGCGCGCCUAGGAUGCCAUGGCACGAUACAGGUGUGCAAAUUAUGGGCCAGCCUGCGCGUGAUCUAUGCCGCCAUUUUGUUCAGCGGUGGAACAUGCUCCUGCGCAGCAAAAAUCACACGCGAAAAAUGUCGUUCCUCAUGCCUCCCCCUGAGCUCGGCCCCGAGGAGCUGAAAGAGUACGGUGUGCAGGGUACGUGUGAGAUCCAAAUAUGCCGGUCGGCAGGCCCAUGGAGCUUGCACACGCCCAAGACGGUGGAGCACUCUGUGCAAAACGCCUACUUGAAAUGCAUCCAAAUGAGCGAUCAUUUCGUCUACAUUGAAAAUCAAUUUUUCGUCACCUCGACCGCCCUGGACAAUGUCCAAAUCGAAAACAGUAUCGGCCUCGCGCUCGUGGAACGCAUAGUGCGUGCACAUCGCCAAGGCACUCCGUGGCGAGCGAUCAUUGUCAUUCCACUCACCCCUGGCUUCCCCAUGUCAUACGAUAAUCCCGAAAGCUCGUCGCUGCGCAUCAUCCAGUCGCUGCAGUAUCUCUCUAUUUCGCGAGGGCCCAACUCUAUUUUUGGGCGGUUGCUGCGCGCGGGUGUGAACCCCGACGAGUAUAUCGGGUUCUUCUCCCUGCGCACUUGGGGCAUGCUUCGCAAUGGACGGCUUAGCACCGAGCAGCUCUACAUCCAUGGAAAAACCAUGGUCGUAGACGACCGCAUUGCACUGAUUGGAAGCGCUAAUAUCAACGAGCGCAGCCAGCGCGGAGACCGCGACUCGGAGCUCCUCGCGGUGAUUCGCGACGAAGACAUGAUCGACUCUACCAUGGCGGGCCAGCCAUACAAGGUCGGCCGCUUCGCACACACGCUGCGUCUCCGCCAAAUGCGCGAGCACGCAGGAAUCGACACCGAUAUGCUCGAAAACGCCGCGCUCAAGCACGAAGCGUACAAGCCAAAACGCACGCCGGCAAAGCCCAGCGCGAAUGCAAACACCUCGCUGCCUUCCAUGCCCGGCCGGCGGCGCACGCAUUCGCGCAGUAACAACUUGUUUGCGCCGCUCUUUAGCGUUCCCGAAGUCGAUCCGGACGCGUUUAUCGACCCCCUCGAUCCCGAGUUCUACGAGGAUGUCUGGCUCAAUAUCGCCGACUACAACACGUAUGCUUUCCGCUGCGUGUUUCACUGUGUCCCUGACGACGACAUCAAGACAUGGGUUGCGUAUACGGAAGCAAUGCAUUGGUCCUCGCGCCUGAAUCGGUCCUUGUGGCAGCGGCCAGCAUCCCAGUCCAACGCGCCCCUCCAAUGGGCCGGCGAAACGCUUCAGCCAGAACCAGACGUGUUUAGUGCACAGGAACACGACCAGAUGGUCGCGCUCCUGCAGACAUGCUGCGGCAAUCUUGUCCAUCACCCCCUCCUGUUCAUGGAGCAGGAAGCGGCUGCGAGCAACUUUAUGUUCCCCAUGGACCACAUUACACCCACCAUGGUGUUUGACUAG